Globicephala melas (long-finned pilot whale) is the source of this 3324-nucleotide messenger RNA. RefSeq names its product GNAS complex locus (gene GNAS). The record is from RefSeq and is a predicted model, not a curated record. Gene Ontology annotation, cellular component: heterotrimeric G-protein complex. Gene Ontology annotation, molecular function: D1 dopamine receptor binding; GTP binding; corticotropin-releasing hormone receptor 1 binding. NCBI's taxonomy places the organism in Eukaryota, Metazoa, Chordata, Mammalia, Artiodactyla, Delphinidae. Gene Ontology annotation, biological process: sensory perception of chemical stimulus; adenylate cyclase-activating dopamine receptor signaling pathway.
AACCGCCACCGUGUUAUGGGCGUGCGCAACUGCCUCGACGGCAAUAAUAUGUCAGGACAACGCAAUAUCCCCCUUGAACUCGGCGAACAGCCCGAGCAACCACCUUUGGAGGCCCCAGGGGCAGCUGCCCCCGGUGCUGGGCCUGGCGCAGCCGAAGAGAUGGAGACCCCACCGCCUCACAGCGAGCCCGUCCCCGUCGAGAUUGAAGGCGAGGCCUGUGGACCCCCAGAAGUCUCCAGGCCCAAGUUCCAGGACCUCAGCCAGGCCAUCAAGGAAGCCGGAGCCCAUGGAGGCUACAGCCCACCUCCUGAAGAAGCCAUGCCCUUCGAGGUCGAGCAGUCCAGCUUGGGACGCUUCUGGCCUACCCUGGAGCACCCUGGAGACACCACUGGGGCCCAUGCAGGCCUUGAAGCCUUCAGCCCACCGAUCGUGGAGCCCAGAGCCUUCGGUGAGGCCGGGUCAAGCCUGGGAAGCUACAGCCCUCCCCCCGAAGAAGCUAUGCCCUUUGAGUUUGAGCAGCCUGCGCAGGGAAGCUGCAACCAACCUCUCUUGCAGGUCUCAGACCUCGCUCCAGGAGGCCCACGUGCGGGGGUCUUUAGGGCUCCUCCCGAGGAGCCCCAAGAUCUCAGACCUGCAAGCGCACGCUUCAGAGGAGGAUGCAGCCCUCCCCGUGAGGAGGAUGUGCCAUUUGAGUUUGAUGGAGCAGGCUUUGGGGACGACAGCCCACCCCCUGGGCUCCCCCGAGCUAGCCCACAAAUCGACGGCCUUGGCGGCAACCAGAUCGCGGCAGUCGCGGCCCCGAGUGCGGUCCUCCUCGCUCCCGCCGCGAACGAGCCCCCCCUCUGGGUCCCAGGCAUCAUCGGCAGCCCAUCUCGAGAGGCUGUCAGACCUCCUCCACACUUCGCGGGCAACAGCCCCCCGAUGGAGAUCUCCGGACCCCCGCGCGAGAUUGGCAGCGCCCCCGUUGGGGUCGACGACGCUCCCGUCAACGUGGACAGCCCCCGAGUCGCGCCUGACGGCCCGCCCAUCAAGGUCUCCCGAGCCCCAGUUAAGAGAGAGCAAGCAGAGGGAGAGAGACCCCCAGUUGAGGGAGAAGCAGCCGAGAUGGAAGGAGGCUCAGCCGACGCUGCCGCGGAGAGAGGCAAAGUCCCUGAUCCCGGAGACGGAGCCCCUGCCGCCGGAGCAGCCCCUGACGCGCCAGCCGCCGGGGCAGCCCCCGAUGCUCCUGCCGCCGGGGCAGCCCCUGCCGGCCCUGACACGCCAGCCGCCAGGGCAGCCCCUGCCGCCCGGGCAGCCCCUGCCGCCCGGGCAGCUCCUGUCGCCCGGGCCGCCCCUGUCGCCCGGGCCACCCCUGUCCCCCGGGCCGCUCCCACCGCCUGGGCAACCCCAGCCUCUGGAGCCCGACCCAAGAUCAGUUUCCUUAGACCCCCCAGCCCCGAGAUCCAGGCUGCCGAUCCGCCUACUCCGCAGCCUCCUCGCGCAUAUGCCUGGCGGGGCAGGUCUGAGCGCAGCUGCUACCGCGGCGGCGACAACGACGACAUAUCGGUCAGCAGCGACAGCGGAGACGAAUCCGACGAUGGGACCUUCGGAUGCCACCGCUGGUUUCAGUCCAGGCGAAACCGCCGCCGCCAAAAGACCCGGCGCAACUUGCUCCGCAACUUCCUCGUUCAGGCCUUCGGAGGCUGCUUCUGCAGAUCCGAGAGCCCCCAGUCCAGAGGCUCCCUCAGCCCCAAGGUCAAGAAGGUUGCCCUGGAGGAGAAGCGCAGACAGACCCGCAAGGAAAGCGUGGAGAUGCGCGCCCAGAAGCGCACAGAGAAGAAACGCAGCAAACUCAUCGACAAGCAGCUCCAGAACGAGAAGAUGGGCUACAUGUGUACGCACCGCCUGCUGCUUCUAGGUGCUGGAGAAUCUGGUAAAAGCACCAUCGUGAAGCAAAUGAGGAUCCUGCAUGUUAAUGGGUUUAAUGGAGAGGGCGGCGAAGAGGACCCGCAGGCCGCAAGGAGCAACAGCGAUGGUAGUGAGAAGGCAACCAAAGUGCAGGACAUCAAAAACAACCUGAAAGAGGCCAUUGAAACCAUCGUGGCCGCCAUGAGCAACCUGGUGCCCCCUGUGGAGCUGGCCAACCCCGAGAACCAGUUCAGAGUGGACUACAUUCUGAGCGUGAUGAACGUGCCAGACUUUGACUUCCCUCCCGAAUUCUACGAGCACGCCAAGGCUCUGUGGGAGGACGAGGGGGUGCGUGCCUGCUACGAGCGCUCCAACGAGUACCAGCUCAUCGACUGCGCCCAGUACUUCCUGGACAAGAUUGACGUCAUCAAGCAGGCUGACUAUGUGCCCAGCGACCAGGACCUGCUGCGCUGCCGCGUCCUGACCUCUGGAAUCUUUGAGACCAAGUUCCAGGUGGAUAAAGUCAACUUCCACAUGUUCGACGUGGGCGGCCAGCGUGAUGAACGCCGCAAAUGGAUCCAGUGCUUCAAUGAUGUGACUGCCAUCAUCUUCGUGGUUGCCAGCAGCAGCUACAACAUGGUCAUCCGGGAGGACAACCAGACCAACCGCCUGCAGGAGGCGCUGAACCUCUUCAAGAGCAUCUGGAACAACAGAUGGCUGCGCACCAUCUCUGUGAUUCUGUUCCUCAACAAGCAAGAUCUGCUCGCUGAGAAAGUCCUUGCUGGAAAAUCGAAGAUUGAGGACUACUUUCCAGAAUUUGCUCGCUACACGACUCCUGAGGAUGCGACUCCCGAGCCCGGAGAGGACCCACGCGUGACCCGGGCCAAGUACUUCAUUCGAGAUGAAUUUCUGAGAAUCAGCACUGCUAGUGGAGACGGGCGCCACUACUGCUACCCUCACUUCACCUGCGCUGUGGACACAGAGAACAUUCGCCGUGUGUUCAACGACUGCCGUGACAUCAUCCAGCGCAUGCACCUCCGUCAGUAUGAGCUGCUCUAAGAAGGGAACUUCCAAAUUUAAUUAAGGCCUUAAGCACAAUUAAUUAAAAGUGAAACGUAAUUGUACACGCAGUUGAUCACCCACCAUAGGGCAUGAUUAACAAAGCAACCUUUCCUUUCCCUCAAGUGAUUUUGCGAAACCCCCUUUACCCUUCAGCUUGCUUAAAUAUUCCAAAUUUAGAAAGCUUAAGGCGGCCUACAGAAAAAGAUAAAAGAAAAAAAGGCCACAAACGUUCCCUCUCUCUUUAAGUAAGUAAAAUAACAGCAGCAAACAGAAAUAAAGAAAUAAAAGAAUAAAUGACAUAAAUGAAACAAAUGAAAUAAAUAUUGUGUUGUGCAGCAUUAAAAAAAUCAAAAUAAAAAUUAAAUGUGAGCAAAG